UCCAUGCGCGCAGUGGUUGUCUGGUCGACUGUAAUUUUCAUGGUGCCAGGCUCCAUAUUUUUCACUGACAUAUGGUGUCAAACAGGCAAAUAACCUCCAAAUUAAGUGUCAAAAGUGCCAAGACUGUUCAAGUUUUUCCAGUAAGCUAAAAGCCGACAAUAUUCCCCACGUUUGAUUUACAAUUCUGGAGUUGAAUUUAUCAUCGAAACGCAAUGGAAAAGUCGGACGUUUCAUUAAAUUCCUUCACUUGCAUUACGUGUCACGUGGCUUUUAAAAAUGCGGAGCUCCAACGAGAGCAUUACAAAAGCGACUGGCACCGCUACAACCUAAAACGCAAGGUGUCCGAACUACCGCCAGUCUCCGCCGAAGAUUUCCAACGCAAAGUGUUCAUGCAACGAAGUGUUGAAGAGGAGAAGAAGCAAGAUAAAAGUGUGCAUUGCCAGAUCUGUAGGAAGCUGUUCGGGAAUCAAAACGCAUACGACAACCACUUGAACUCGAAAAAGCACAAAGAGAAUGAAAAGGAUUACGUGGAAGUUGAUUCAAAACCCGCGAAAGAGUCAGAUUCAGACAUUGAAGAGGUUGACUCAGACGAAUGGGACGAAGAGUCCGAAAACCCACUUGACAACAACGACUGCAUCUUCUGCCUCCACCACAGCAAGAAUUUCCUGAAGAACUUGGAGCACAUGACUGUGGCGCACUCAUUCUUCAUUCCGGACGUAGAAUAUUGCACUGAUGUCUACGGCUUGUUGCAAUAUCUCGGCGAGAAAAUCUCAAACGGUUUCAUGUGUUUGUGGUGCAAUGAAAAAGGCCGGACGUUUUAUUCAGCGGACGCAGCUCGAAAACAUAUGCUUGACAAGGGCCACUGCAGAAUGCUUCACGAAGGAGUGGCUCUAGCCGAAUAUGCAGAUUUUUACGACUAUUCAACGUCGUAUCCAGACGCUGAAAGCCAUACAAAUCCGGACGAAGAAGUGGCUAUUCCAGAGUUAGAUAGUACAGAAUACCAGUUAGUGCUACCAUCUGGAGUUUCAAUAGGCCAUAGAAGUCUCAUGCGAUAUUAUAAACAAAAUAUUGGACACAACUCUGCGAUAGUUUCCAAACCUUCAAAGCUGCACAAAGUCUUGUCCUGUUACCGAGCGUUAGGCUGGACUGAGACGCAACAAGAAGCAGCGGCAAAGAAAGCAAGGGAUAUUCACUAUUUGAAGCGAAUGCAAGCCAAGUUUAACCUUUCGUUGGGGAUUAAAGGUAACAAACUGCAAAAACAUGUGAGACCACAAGUCAACUUUUAAUUGUGUAUGGUAUCGUACAAAAUAAAGAACACAUAAAAAACUUUA
Messenger RNA from Tribolium castaneum (red flour beetle), 1331 nucleotides. RefSeq lists its product as uncharacterized. The record is from RefSeq and is a predicted model, not a curated record. Bases 213 to 1286 code for a protein of 357 amino acids. Gene Ontology annotation, molecular function: zinc ion binding; nucleic acid binding. The transcript has 2 exons. NCBI's taxonomy places the organism in Eukaryota, Metazoa, Arthropoda, Insecta, Coleoptera, Tenebrionidae. Gene Ontology annotation, cellular component: preribosome, large subunit precursor. Gene Ontology annotation, biological process: ribosomal large subunit biogenesis.